This is a messenger RNA of Canariomyces notabilis, 2195 nucleotides long. Its product is annotated as DUF300-domain-containing protein. Bases 92 to 1876 code for a protein of 594 amino acids. Gene Ontology annotation, molecular function: transporter activity. The record is from RefSeq and is a predicted model, not a curated record. Gene Ontology annotation, biological process: transport. Gene Ontology annotation, cellular component: membrane. The transcript is spliced from 6 exons. Lineage: Eukaryota; Fungi; Ascomycota; Sordariomycetes; Sordariales; Chaetomiaceae.
UCAACGCCAACGCCAAUGUUCAUCGCGCCCUGAUGGCAGCGGCUUGAACCGGACAAGCCCUAUAUCGACGAUCGCCUAUCCUUCCAUGACAAUGACAGGAGGCACAGGGCAGAAGUUAGAGGCGGCAGCAACCGUCAUCGCCGGCGUCGCGUCCCUCGUCGCGACAUUGCUGUCCAUCGUAUCAAUAUGGCUGCAGACGAAAAACUACCGGAAACCGCUACUACAGCGAUACGUCGUCCGCAUUCUUUUGAUGGUCCCUAUCUACUCCAUUGCUUCAUGGACCAGCAUGGUCUCCCAGACAGCAGCCGCCUUUCUCGAUCCGAUACGAGACAUCUACGAGGCUUUCACAAUCUACACCUUCUUCCAGUUAUUGAUCAACUAUCUCGGCGGUGAACGAGCCCUCAUCAUCAUGACGCACGGUCGGGAACCCGUCCACCACCUCUGGCCACUCAACCAUAUCCUUCCCCGUGUCGACAUCUCGGAUCCAUACACGUUCCUCGCUAUCAAACGCGGCAUCUUGCAGUAUGCCUGGUUGAAGCCUAUUCUCGCGCUGGCAGCGAUAAUCAUGAAGGCGACCGGCACAUAUCAAGAAGGUUAUAUCGGGCUCAAGUCGGGCUAUUUCUGGAGCGGCAUCAUCUACAACCUCAGCGUCACUGUCAGUCUAUACUCGCUGGGGUUGUUCUGGGUCUGCAUGCAUGGGGAUCUGAAACCCUUCCGGCCGGUGCCCAAGUUUCUCUGCGUCAAGCUCAUUAUCUUUGCUUCAUAUUGGCAGGGAUUCUUCUUGUCUAUUCUGGUAUGGUUAGGCGCCAUUCCGGACCAAGUUGAGGGCUAUACUCCCGAUAACCUCGCUGCGGCUAUCCAAGACUUUCUGAUCUGCAUUGAGAUGCCGGCAUUUGCCAUUGCUCACUGGUAUGCCUUUUCAUGGCACGACUUCGCCGACAACAGGAUCGCAUCGGCUCGGAUGCCGGUGCGGUAUGCCGCAAGGGAUGCUUUUGGAAUACGCGACCUCAUUCAGGACUCCAAGGAGACCUUUAAGGGUGACAAAUAUGGAUAUCGCAUUUUCGAUUCCGGAGAUAAAAUCAUGGCACAUGAAGCCUCGACGUCUCGUUUGGCGCGGAUCAAGGCAGGAAUGCGGUAUGAACGAGGAGGGAAAGCAAAAUACUGGGUUCCGAGACCAGACGAGAUAAACCAGACGACUCCUCUCCUGGGCGGCAAUGGCGGGCCAAGCAGGAGAAACGGUUCUAUAUCGCCCCACACGAAUAGUUUUGAAGAGGUCGUCCUCGAUCCUGCUGAAGAGGCUUUGUAUGAGAGCGCGAGGAAGCUGGAAUAUGGGGAUUGGAAUUAUCCCGUCAUCACAGCAACCGAGCCGGCAAGCGCGCGGUAUAUGUCGCCUCACCCCAGCCUCUACCAAAACACGCCGACUGGUAGUUUUUAUCAGCGCUCUUCAUCAAGCUCCGCUCCAUCGCUCAACCCGAAUGACCCUCUCGAGAGGCGAAAGAAGGACGCACCGGAAGGUCCCCAAGCCGGAGUCGGGGACAGGAAAGGAAAGAAAAAGGCACGGGCAGAUGCCAGUGAUUCCAAUUCAGAUCAGGCCAUGGGCAAAGACCCUCUCGAAAUUGCCUAUGGUCCCACAAUCGGGACACACCCGCAUAUCACGGAAGACGACUUUAACGUAGACACGGAGAGCGGUUUACACAAGCCUCAAGAAGAAAAUGCUAAACAGAGUCGACAUAUGCCGCCCCCGCCGGAGGAUGAAAGUAUAGAGGUGGAAGGAUCUCGGCAGGGGGAGGAGGAAGCAAGCGGGUCAGGCCGCAGCGGAAAUCCGCAGUAUAGCCUUGAUGAUGAGGAGGAGUUCCGAAAUGUUUGGGGAAAGUAACCGCAGGCCAUUGGUGUACCGAGUAACGACUGUUUCUGUCUGAGUGCCGGUGUUGUCGGGACUGCCUUUUAGAUACCCGCCUCAAGUUCGGGGAGGCUGUUUUCCAUAUGCGUAUUGAUCCAGCAUUGCAUUGGAGUUGUGGCUUGGAUACCAAGGGUCAAUGGCAGGGGAUGGACUCCGUAAGCAGGAGCUUAUCCAUAUUGCGCUUGUGUCGUUGCUGGGGCAUUAGAAUACCUAGGUGGUCUGUACCGCACGGUUUUUCGUCCAUAUGUUGUCUAGCUCGAGUCAUGGCGCACAUGUCUCAGCCACAAGGCUGCUU